GGAAGCACUCGUUGGUUCGGGUCCUGAACCAAACAAAACAGUUCUGCACUCAUGAACGCCGUGACUAAAGCGAUGUCGAGGUUCCGCCUGGCUGUGGUCCAGCUGCAGGUGAGCAGCCUUAAGGCGGACAACCUGAGCAGAGUCCGGAGGCUGGUGAAGGAGGCAGCGGGACAGGACAGCCAGGUGGUGCUGCUGCCGGAAUGCUUCAACUCUCCCUAUGGAACGAGCUUCUUCUCCACCUAUGCUGAGAGGAUCCCCGGGGAAUCCACCCAGGUGCUCUCUGAGGUAGCAAAGGAGAAUAAGCUGUAUCUAGUGGGAGGAUCCAUCCCUGAGGAGGAUUGUGGGAAGCUGUAUAACAGCUGUGCCGUGUUUGGACCUGACGGAGAGAUGAUUCUCAAACACAGGAAGAUUCACCUGUUUGACAUUGAUGUUCCAGGAAAAAUCCGCUUCCAGGAGUCUGAGACGCUGAGCCCUGGAAACACUCUGUCCAUGUUUGACACACCAUUCUGUAAAGUGGGUGUGGGGAUCUGCUAUGACAUUAGGUUUGCGGAGCUUGCUCAGCUCUACAGCAGAAAAGGCUGUCAGCUGCUGGUUUACCCCGGAGCCUUCAACAUGACGACGGGCCCCGCUCACUGGGAGCUGCUGCAGAGGGGAAGGGCCGUUGAUAACCAGGUAUAUGUGGCCACAGCAUCACCUGCUAGAGAUGAGGCUGCCUCCUACGUGGCCUGGGGUCACAGCACCGUCGUUAACCCUUGGGGAGAGGUCGUCGCCAAGGCGGGGCCGGAGGAAACCGUCAUCUAUGCUGAUAUCGACCUGCAGUACCUGGCUGACAUCCGGCAGCAGAUCCCAAUCACAUCUCAGCGUCGGGACGACCUCUACGCUGUAACGUCGCUGCAGCAGUGAUCGAGCUGACCUCUCCAAAUGGGAUAAUUUUUCUCCAAAUAUCAAUCAAACUAAAUAGUCCUGAUAAUUUUCAUCAAGGAAUAGGAUAUUUAGUAUUUAGUCCUUGGUGGAGUUAAUGAGUGAGCGGUUCUGCGUUUUGCUGCAGCGCUAAAGGGAAGCUCUAGUUGGUUCCAGUUUAGGACUGAUCUUCAUAUGAAGGAAGGAAGGCGUUCCAGAUAUUAUAGGAGUUCAUUGACUUCAGUCUGUUGCCCUCCAUUAUUUCUGCCAUGUGAACCAAUUUAAUGUCAGAUUGCUAAAUUUCCAAUUGGAUGAGAAACUGAAUGCUUUAAUGUAACGAGUCAAAUCCUUGUUUUUUUCACCACCCAGCUGCAGUUUUACAUGUUGGAAUUUUUGUUGUGGAAUUAGAAUAAAUCCAAUUUUUCCUAAAUUAUGUUGAAUAACACAAGAGAAAUAAACGACAGAGAUGCACUUUAACUGUUUGC
Molecule: messenger RNA, 1385 nt
Organism: Cyprinodon variegatus (sheepshead minnow)
Lineage: Eukaryota; Metazoa; Chordata; Actinopteri; Cyprinodontiformes; Cyprinodontidae
Gene: nit2
Product: nitrilase family member 2
Exons: 10
Coding region: 52-903 (283 amino acids)
Biological process (GO): oxaloacetate metabolic process; L-glutamine metabolic process
Cellular component (GO): mitochondrion
Molecular function (GO): omega-amidase activity
Source: RefSeq, a predicted model, not a curated record